UAUUGUUGUUUUCAGCAUUAGGUUCAAAAAUGGUAGAGAAAUCGUAAUCGGCAGUUUUGCAAACUCCAUUAUUGAUCAAACAAGCGCAUGACAACAGCUUGACGUCAAGUGCACAACACAAAAUGACCAAACUAACGAGACCCAACGAUUAUUUAUACGAUCCUCUGUUCACGGUUUCCGGCGAAAGGGACUAUUACAAAGCCGCCAUGGCGGCGAAGAUGUCCAGUGCCAAAUACGCGAUUUGUCCGAUUUUCCCCAGCAUGUUCUCAGAUCUUCCCCAUCAGCCUCGCCAGAUGAUAGUGUUGAGAAAGACGGGUUCCAUUCCACAAUUCAAGCCACAGGUUGAGUUCAGGAAAUCCGUGGACAUAAUCGGCGUGGACCGCUUUAAGUUCUUUCAAACACCGAUCCCCUUGUCCAUCAGCCCCGUGCUGACGACGCCGAGACUGACCUUUAGCCCUCUCAUCUCCGCUCAGAAACCGGCGAGGAAAAGGCACAAAAUGAUUCAAACCCAAUAUCGAGAGUCGUCAGCUCAAACCAUCCCCUGGCAGCCGAGCAGCUACACUAUAACGGACGAUAGCCAUCCCGAAUUAUUAAUGCUCGAUUUCUUAAAGUGGGGUUGCGGGUUACCGGCCGGCAUGCACGAGGUGCGCCUAAUCGAGAGGGCGCGCAUGAAGAGAGCGUGGGAGAAUUCACUGCCGCCCGCUACCGAUGAUGCCAGCAUCGAAAAGAUGCGGGCGAUGACUGAAGCGAUCGAGCGAGACGAGUGGGCCUUUCGAGAACAGGAAAUACAAGACAUACAAGACUUACGCUUGCAAUUGCUGGUGCGCAUGCUGAACGAGCUACACGCUAAGUCUCAUAUUAGAACUGAGAUGAAACUGAAAUCAUUUUGCAAAACAAAGAUGGCCGAAAAAGAGGAAAAGCUACAAAAGCUUCAUAGAGAUGGUAAUAGGGCGUUGCGCAAGUUAGAGAUGAGGCACCGCGGUAUCAAGCAAAGCUACCAUCCUGUAGAUAUCAUCGAGGAAUGCGCCGAUCGGAAGUCGGAGAUGUACGCGCCUUUAAUGCGACACGGCGAACACCCGUGGAACUGGCACCAAGUCAUUGACGAUCACGACAGGAAGUACCAGGCGCAAUUUCUGGGAGUCGAGGACGUGGGCACUCUUCCUCGCUGGCUGGACGACGCGACCGCCAUAAGAGAAUCGUCGAUUCACCUCCCCGGUACUCGACUCUGCAUAAGGGAGACCAAGUGGACCUCUCCGGUGCUGAAGGAGCUGUACGACGAGUUAAAACAUCUGCGCAAGAAGGAGAGACAAAAGUGCUCGCUGAAGGUUAAGGUCGAUGAACAGGAGAUACCAGAAGCGCAAACGCCGCAGGUAGCCGAAGGGGAUGACGGCGAAGAGCAACUGCACCAAUCCGUAAUUCUCAUGGAAAGGGUUCUUCGUGGUCGCGCCUCGCAGGUUCUGAUAUUUGAAGGGAGGGAUAGAUGCAGAGAACUGAUUCAGGAGUUGCGCAGUACGCAUGCGUUACAGGAGCACGAACGAGAAAAGGUGCUUCGAGAAAAGCUCGAGGUUGAAUCGCGACAGAGGGCCUACGAACUGUGUGUUAAAAACGCCAGAAUGCUGAAGGAGUCGUUGAGUAAGCUUUCGGGAGGCGUUGUCGGCACGCUGCUCGAUUUUCUCAACAAGGAGCAGCGAAGGUUGCUGGACGAGCGUAGGAUUCAUGCCAUGUGCUUGGCCUUCGAAAGGGAGAGAAACGCGCGCGAGGCCGCAGAGGGUGGAAGGCGUCAGGCUGAGAUACGAAGAAGGGCAGAGCAUGAUGAAAUUUUUAAGCAAGUUGCCAAAGUGACUCAAGACACCGUCGAUUUGUACCUGGAAGACAUAAUAACCGAAGGUAUGGAGUUCGCUUCCAAAACGGAGGCGAGUAACUACGUAAGACGUCUGGCCCAAAAGAUCGACAAUGAAGUUCGCUCCCACGAAGACCAAUCAACCUACGAAGAGAAGGAAGAGCUAGUGGCAAGCUUAGUGCACCACUUUUUACUGCCGGAAGCCGAAAAGGAACUAGUUCGAGAUAAAAUCAGAAAAAAACAACACAACCGUUUGAAGGCAGCUCACGACACCAUCUACAGCCAGUACGAUCGGUUGCCGAAGGCGGAACCGAAACCCAUCUCCGUCGAGGAGAACGUGUCGUACAAAACUGAAGACACUCUUUCUAGUGUGUCAGAGAUCAUCCACCAACAAACUACCGACAAUAGUAGCAGUCAAGUGACCGUCAUUUACAGUGCAACCAGAGCCGGACACUCAAAUUUCGAAAUGCUGAGCGAAAUCCAUUCGGUUAUGGAAUCUCUCAUUGACAAAGAAGACAUAUCGUCCAACAUAACGAUUGGUUCGAGUGGCGUUCCGGUAAAGUGUGCGGAAACGAACCUCGAUAUGAAAACAUUGGAGAUGCCGAUUGGUGUUAGCGAAGAAAUUGUAAAAGAGAGCAAAUCCUUCUUAUUAAACAGCCCUUAACAAAAUGCAUCACGUUUUUGUUAGUAAACAAUCUUUUAUUGCGA
Molecule: messenger RNA, 2548 nt
Organism: Photinus pyralis (common eastern firefly)
Lineage: Eukaryota; Metazoa; Arthropoda; Insecta; Coleoptera; Lampyridae
Product: cilia- and flagella-associated protein 91-like
Exons: 15
Coding region: 123-2504 (793 amino acids)
Source: RefSeq, a predicted model, not a curated record